This is a messenger RNA of Papilio machaon (common yellow swallowtail), 752 nucleotides long. Its product is annotated as uridine diphosphate glucose pyrophosphatase NUDT14-like. The coding region runs from base 48 to 737 and encodes 229 amino acids. Gene Ontology annotation, biological process: nucleoside phosphate metabolic process; ribose phosphate metabolic process. The transcript is spliced from 6 exons. Gene Ontology annotation, molecular function: UDP-sugar diphosphatase activity; metal ion binding. Lineage: Eukaryota; Metazoa; Arthropoda; Insecta; Lepidoptera; Papilionidae. The record is from RefSeq and is a predicted model, not a curated record.
GACAAAACAUACUUCUUAGUAUUUUCUUACAAAAAAUAUAUAUAAAUAUGGAAGAUCUGAAAAAUGUGUAUAUUAGCCCGUUGCCGGAUUCACCAUACGUAAAGCCAUUCCGCUUUAACUAUACACAAAAUGGGAAGGAGAAAACUUGGGACCUGCUGGAAGUUCAUGACAGCGUUGCUAUCGUAGUCUUCAAUGUUAGUAGGAAGAUGAUGGUUUUUGUCAAACAAUUUAGACCUGCAAUUUACUACAAUUGCAUCAGCCCUGAAGAUAGAAAGAAAACUACAAUAGACACGACCAAGUAUCCAGCAUCUCUGGGCUUAGCGCUUGAAAUGUGUGCAGGUAUCAUUGACAAAGAUAAAACUGUUGAGGAAAUAGCAAAGGAGGAGGUUCUGGAAGAAUGUGGAUAUGAUGUACCAUUAGAAAAACUUCACAGGAUUACUUCAUAUAGAUCCGGUGUGGGUGUACAGGGAGCCCUGCAGACAUUCUUCUAUUGUGAAGUGACAGAUGAUAUGAAAACUGAGAAAGGUGGUGGUGUUGAUGAUGAGCUGAUAGAAGUUAUAGAGAAGACAAUACCGGAAAUAGAAGAGAUGGUGAACUCUCCGGGCCCCAUUGCCAGUCCGCCCAGCUGUCUCUUUGCUCUGAUGUGGUUCCUACACUAUAAGGCAGACAAGUUUAGAAAAACUUUUGGCGGUCACUGUGCUGAAUGCAAGAACGGUCUUUUAGCUAAGAAAGCCUAGUUACUUCGUAAAGAA